AUGACUACAAUACACGAGCAGGGAAUGCUUGAUAUUGGCAAACACUGCUGCAUUUGUCGAAGGCUUGAUUUCCUUCCAUACACAUGUCCAAAGUGUUCGAUGUCAUUUUGCAAUGAGCAUCGCAAGCAAUUUAACGAGCACAAAUGCAUAGUUCAAAUGAGGAAAAAGCGGACGGAUGGUGAUAAUAAGAAUAUUGAUACCAGCAAAUUACCCCCAGCAUCAUCUCUUUUCCCCGAUGUUGAGAAAAUGAGGAGGGAUGCGAAUGAAAAGGCAAAGCAUCAACACAAAAAGGGGGCAUAUCUGUUUGGAAGACGUCUAGGGACAUCGAAGGAUGAGAAAAAUACGAAAUCACAAAGCACAAAGCCAAUUACGGGUGUGGAGUCGGCUUUGUUUAGACUUAAAACUUUUAUGGGAAAGCAUGGAGGUGCACAUAACAGCUCAAGUGGCAAGUUGCACGGCAAAAGUAAACUCCUGUGUCUUUAUUCCGGAUUUUCGGGUAAGCAGUCUUCAACUCAGCGCCUAGUAUCAUUGGCAAGACUUAAAAAAGCGGCUAAAGGUGAUAACCGUGUUUCUUCUUCUCAAAGAAUAUAUGUGCACUGUAUUUAUAUUGACCCAAAUGCAAGCAAAAAGCAUGAUCAGGUUCCAUUAUUCUGCUCUAAGGCAUGGCCAGUCGGUCGCAUGCUUGAUAGUUUCUCGGAUUUGAUGAGGAUUAAAAACGUUAACAACAUGUCGACUGAUGAAUCACAAAAACUGACCGUCUUUAGAGCUCGCAGAUAUGGUGAGAAGGCUGCAAAGGAUGCCGCCUCUCUUGCGGACAAAGAUUUUGUUUACAUUCCAUCAAAUGGAAGAGUAAAUAAGGAAAUACAGGAUUUGGACACCGUAUAUAUCGUCAGAGGAGCAGAGAAUAUGAAGAAGUGA
Messenger RNA from Brettanomyces bruxellensis, 918 nucleotides. RefSeq lists its product as uncharacterized. The record is from RefSeq and is a predicted model, not a curated record. The coding region runs from base 1 to 918 and encodes 305 amino acids. Gene Ontology annotation, cellular component: cytoplasm. NCBI's taxonomy places the organism in Eukaryota, Fungi, Ascomycota, Pichiomycetes, Pichiales, Pichiaceae. The transcript has a single exon.